This is a messenger RNA of Rhea pennata, 14199 nucleotides long. Its product is annotated as protein argonaute-3. The transcript has 19 exons. Gene Ontology annotation, biological process: regulation of stem cell proliferation; regulatory ncRNA-mediated post-transcriptional gene silencing. Gene Ontology annotation, molecular function: miRNA binding; single-stranded RNA binding; protein binding. The coding region runs from base 71 to 2653 and encodes 860 amino acids. The record is from RefSeq and is a predicted model, not a curated record. NCBI's taxonomy places the organism in Eukaryota, Metazoa, Chordata, Aves, Rheiformes, Rheidae.
GGCCCGUCCGCCGCGGGCCCGGCGCAGCGGCGGAGCCAGCAGCCCGCAGCGGCUGCGCCCAGCUCCAUGAAUGGAAAUCGGCAGCGCAGGACCCGUCGGGGCACAGCCCCUACUCAUGGUGCCCAGACGUCCUGGCUAUGGCACCAUGGGCAAACCCAUUAAACUGCUGGCCAACUGCUUCCAAGUUGAAAUCCCAAAGAUUGAUGUCUACCUCUAUGAGGUGGAUAUCAAACCAGAUAAGUGUCCUCGGAGGGUGAACAGGGAGGUGGUGGACUCAAUGGUGCAGCAUUUUAAAGUGACAAUAUUUGGGGACCGUAGACCAGUUUAUGAUGGGAAAAGAAGCCUCUAUACAGCCAAUCCACUUCCUGUGGCCACUACUGGGGUGGAUUUGGAUGUGACUUUGCCAGGAGAAGGAGGAAAAGAUCGUCCCUUCAAAGUGUCGAUAAAGUUUGUUUCUCGGGUGAGCUGGCACUUGCUGCAUGAAGUUUUGACAGGAAGAACCUUGCCUGAGCCUCUGGAACUAGACAAACCAAUCAGCACUAACCCUGUUCAUGCUGUCGAUGUGGUGCUACGACACCUACCCUCCAUGAAGUAUACCCCAGUGGGCCGCUCCUUUUUCUCAGCUCCAGAAGGCUAUGAUCACCCCCUGGGAGGUGGUAGGGAGGUCUGGUUUGGAUUCCAUCAGUCUGUUCGGCCUGCCAUGUGGAAAAUGAUGCUCAAUAUUGAUGUUUCUGCCACUGCCUUCUACAAAGCACAACCUGUAAUUCAAUUUAUGUGUGAAGUUCUUGACAUUCAUAAUAUUGAUGAACAACCAAGACCUCUGACUGAUUCUCAUCGGGUAAAAUUCACCAAAGAGAUAAAGGGUCUAAAGGUAGAAGUGACUCAUUGUGGAACAAUGAGACGGAAAUACCGUGUUUGUAACGUAACAAGAAGGCCUGCAAGUCAUCAAACCUUCCCUUUACAAUUAGAAAAUGGCCAGACUGUGGAGAGAACAGUAGCACAGUAUUUCAGAGAAAAAUACAACCUCCAGUUGAAAUAUCCUCAUCUUCCUUGCCUGCAAGUGGGACAAGAACAGAAACACACCUACCUGCCUUUAGAAGUAUGUAACAUUGUAGCUGGCCAGCGAUGUAUCAAGAAGCUAACAGACAAUCAGACAUCAACUAUGAUAAAGGCAACAGCAAGAUCUGCUCCAGAUAGACAAGAGGAAAUAAGCAGAUUGGUAAGAAGUGCAAAUUAUGAUGCAGAUCCAUUCGUUCAAGAGUUUCAGUUCAAAGUCCGGGAUGAGAUGGCCCAUGUGACAGGGCGUGUGCUCCCAGCUCCGAUGUUACAAUACGGAGGACGGAAUCGAACAGUGGCAACUCCAAGCCAUGGAGUAUGGGACAUGCGAGGAAAGCAGUUUCACACUGGUGUUGAGAUCAAAAUGUGGGCCAUAGCUUGUUUUGCAACACAGAGACAAUGCAGAGAAGAAAUAUUGAAGGGUUUUACAGACCAGCUGCGCAAGAUCUCUAAGGAUGCAGGGAUGCCGAUCCAAGGCCAGCCCUGUUUCUGUAAAUAUGCACAAGGUGCAGACAGCGUGGAGCCCAUGUUUCGACACCUCAAGAACACCUAUUCAGGGCUUCAACUUAUCAUUGUCAUCCUGCCAGGGAAAACGCCAGUAUAUGCGGAGGUGAAGCGUGUGGGAGAUACACUGUUAGGAAUGGCCACGCAGUGUGUUCAAGUCAAAAAUGUUAUCAAAACAUCUCCACAAACCCUAUCAAAUCUGUGCCUGAAGAUUAAUGUUAAGCUAGGAGGAAUCAACAAUAUCCUUGUACCUCAUCAACGACCUUCUGUGUUCCAGCAGCCAGUGAUCUUUUUGGGAGCAGAUGUCACGCACCCUCCUGCUGGAGAUGGAAAGAAGCCUUCCAUAGCUGCUGUUGUAGGUAGUAUGGAUGCUCAUCCAAGCCGGUACUGUGCCACAGUGAGAGUUCAGCGACCUCGGCAGGAAAUCAUCCAAGAUCUUGCCUCCAUGGUGAGAGAGCUUCUCAUCCAGUUUUAUAAAUCAACACGGUUCAAGCCCACACGAAUCAUCUUCUAUAGGGAUGGGGUCUCUGAAGGACAGUUUCGACAGGUUUUGUAUUAUGAACUGCUAGCUAUUAGAGAAGCCUGCAUCAGUUUGGAGAAGGAUUACCAGCCUGGAAUAACCUAUAUUGUGGUGCAGAAGCGACAUCAUACACGAUUGUUUUGUGCUGACAGAACAGAAAGGGUUGGACGAAGCGGCAACAUUCCGGCUGGAACAACUGUAGAUACAGACAUUACGCAUCCAUAUGAGUUUGACUUUUACCUCUGUAGCCAUGCUGGAAUACAGGGUACCAGCCGUCCCUCACACUAUCAUGUUUUGUGGGAUGAUAACUGUUUUACUGCAGAUGAACUUCAGCUGCUGACUUACCAGCUUUGCCACACAUAUGUGCGCUGUACACGUUCAGUUUCUAUACCUGCACCAGCGUAUUAUGCUCACCUGGUAGCAUUCAGAGCACGUUACCAUCUUGUGGACAAAGAACACGACAGUGCUGAAGGAAGCCAUGUUUCAGGACAAAGCAAUGGGAGAGAUCCACAGGCCCUUGCGAAGGCUGUACAAAUUCACCAAGACACCUUACGCACGAUGUACUUCGCUUAAGUCAAUAAAAUGGGAGCAUACUCACUGAAAGGAAGAACUGAAAAAUUAAGCCACAUACAAUGUAUGUUUCCAGUGGGGUUGGUUUAUGGGAUGUGCCUCCGAUCAUGCUGAAGUUGACACUGUGCAGGGGCGAGAGGCUAACCCUUAAAUUGACACAAGGAAGAUUGUUUACUUCAUCGAGGAACACAGCACUAUUAUGCAAUAUGAAACCAGCCAACUGCUUUUUUGGCGCGGUCUCCUAUAGGAAGCACCGCCAUCAUUUUUUUUUUUUUUUUUCCUCUCGUAGUUUAACCCUCUUAUGCCUUUACCUCAAGUUGCUCGGCAGCACAACUAUCUUUGCAAAAAAAAAAAAAAAAUAAAAAGAUCGAUGGUGUAAUUAGGAAAAAAAAACAAACAACCUUUAUAGGAACAAUCACAAUGAUUGUUUAGAAGAGGGAAGUGUGCAAAAAAACCACCCCUUUUCUUUUACCCCACUGCAUUAAGAAAUCUGUCUCAAUAUUGCCAUCAGCAUUUGAAUGUGAGCAUAUCCAAGUACAUUUGAAUGUACAGCACUAACUAGAAAAAGUGAGGGGAGGGGAAGAUGUUUUGCACACUAAUCCAAUAAUUUGAACCAAUUUAGCCAACUGCUGCCUUUAUCUUUCUUCACAGUUUUGGAGUCGUCAGCUCCAAUAGUUCCCUUCUAAAAAGCAAACAAAGAUGCUAGUGAUAUUAUGUGCAGGCAGUAGUGAUCCAAACUCUUCUUGCUCCCUGAUGAAUUUACUAAAGCUGCUGUUCUACCUAGUCCAGAAGUUUCAAUUAUUUUCUAUCUGGCAAAUCAAAAUAUUUUGGAGCUUCAUGUGAGAUCAGAUUUCCCAAGUUUUAUGGGAUUACAUGUAGUAAACACCAGAACUGAAACUUUAGAGCUAAGGUCUUUUUGGAAAAAGAAAAAUGCUAGUUUACUUGCUGCCUCUCACACCUUAAUGUGAUUUCAUAUGUAUGUGUUUUUGAAGUUUAGCUUCCUUUUGUUUCUUUUAUAUUUAUUAGAGUAAUAAUAAUGCUUUAAUUUAAUUAUUACAGAACAUAUGGUCAACAUCAACUUUUAUUUUUUAGAAAUGUAACCAUGUUUAUUUUUUAAAAACUGACAACUUGUUUUUGCUAUCUUUUAGUGCAAUAAGCGUUCUAAAGGUAAACUGUGUCCAUUGAGCUGUACUAAAGCAGUAUUUGUACCACUAAUCGUGGGAGAAUGGACACCUCCAUGAUUUUAAAAGGACAAAGUAAAAGCCUUAAUUUUGAAAGGAAAGUUUUAUAGUUAGAAGGAACCUUGGAUUUUCCUUUUUUAAAUCAAAAAAUAGCAAAAAUGCUUCUAGAAUUCUGCAAGCUUUAUUGUUGUUACUGCAGUGUUUUGAUUUAACAAAGGAAUUGGCCAUAUUUUUGGCUUUGCGAUGUGAUUGAUAUUUGAAUUAAAUGGAAAGAGUUUUUUAUUAAAAUCUAAGUUUUUACAUGCUUAGUUAAAUCUAUCUGACAUCAAUAAAGUGUCUGGAAUUAAUAAAAUUUUUAGCUUUUUUGCUCUUUGAUAUGACUUUCCUUUUAAAAUUAAGUUAUUGGUAACUUCAUUUCACUUUGCAAAUAAAUAAGAGGGCUGGGAUAGUUAACAUGUUAAAUCACUGAAAUGUGAAACAAAAAUUAAUGGGACUUUUUCAUUCCACUUUAAAGGUAAAACAAUAUUUAAGAUGUCAGAGAUGAGCAUUUAUUCAGUGAGGGGAUUGGGGAGUUUUGCACUUUGUAAACUCGUGAACUGCAUUUUUGACUGUUUUUAUUUGCACUGGUUCAUAGUAUAUAUACUGCAGAUCGUUUAUAUGGGCAUUGCUGUUAUCCCAGCCCUUCUGAACUCCACUUAUUCUCCACAUGAAAACCAGUGAAUUGAUAUGAAUAGCUUAUUUCCUCUCAUUCUCAUGAAAUCCGCUGUUUGCCAAUAUACUGUAUUUUGAGCCUAAAAUCUGAGCCCGUUUUGCUUCAACAGGCAUGGAUCUGCCCCAUUUUUCUGCCAGAAAAUGUACUGUAUUUUGUGCAUUUGUAUAUUGCAUUGAAACGUGUGUAGUGCUGUUCACAACACUGUCUCAGAGAGCUUUACUAAACAGUUAGUGUAUAUACAUAUUUUAUCUCCCAAUAUCAAGGAAGAUAAUGUAAAAAGACUAACUGUGCAAAGUUAAAAUUGCACUGGAAAUGGUCAUAAAGGUGGGCAGUUUGCUAGUGGUUUGGGGGUCAUUAGAGAAUAGGUGGGAAGGUGGUUGAGGGAGACUUUCAGCAGAUCCUGGUAUGUCUGAAAAACUCUGUGGGGUCCCAGGAGUUUCAUAUCUUCAUCAGGUGAAACUGCACAUCUCAGCCAUGUUCUUUGACUUCUUAAUGCGCGUACCUUUCAGCACCUUCAAAUAAAACUGCUGCAGGGAGGUUACUGUAACUAAAUAAUUUGAGCAAGAGGAUUUCAAAAUAAAUCUAUCAAAUGUCUGUCUCAGUCUGUGACCUGACAGUCUUCUCUCAGAAGCACUGUAGCUAGUAGUCUAUGUUUUAAAAAUGUUCAGGUUAGGCUUUUUACAGAAAAUUGAUGUUUUAAAAUGGAGAAUUUUUUUAAAGAAACUAUUUUACAAAGACUUCUUUUGGAUUUCUGGCAUUUAGGUGAAAAUUUGUUUUUAUUAAAGUCUUUUGACUCUCCUUUCAAAGACACUGUACACUGUUCAUCCUGCCCACACUCAGCGACUAUGAUUCAAGAAGCUUUUUUGCUUGCUACUUUCACCAAAAAUUAAAGAAAAAAUUCAUUGGUAAAGUAACUUAAACGCUAGCUCAACAAUUUUACCUGGUUUUCAUGUGAAGAGUAUUUGGAAGUUUUAAUCUCUAUUCUUGGUUUUGCAAAUAUCUACGUAAAGUGCCGAUACUUAUUUGUAUUACGAUAUCAAGUUACUGGCGUUGUGAGGGCCACACAUUUAUGAUGCUGUAGCUGCUAUAUUUAUUUAAGUGGAGAUGGACAAUUACUGCACUAAGGACUGAGGAGAUAAGCAAGGAAUCAAGGUUAGUUAGGAAUCUCGUUUUUUCAAAAGAGAAUUAAUGGUGUGAAAUAUCAAGUGUAACAAAGGGUGCUGUCAUUUUAACUGAGAUUAAAUAGCCAGAUAUUCUUCCUUUGUUUAAAAACAUAUAUAUUUUGAUGUUUGCAGUUUGGGGGUGGGGGGUUGGGAUAAAUGGUACCUCAUCUGUGGUGGCAGUUUCCAGUAUAUUUUCAGAGUAUAUGGAUUUCUUUUAUUUUUGUACCUGCUCUCCUUAAAAAAAGAAAAAAAGAAAAAAAAAAAAAAAAAGAAAGAAACUCUCAAAUUUUAUGUGCUGUUUGGGGAAAUCUUGAGUGGCAUACCAGAUCCUCCUGUCUUUCUGGGAGCUGUCUGUAUAUAGUCCAAAGAGGGACGUGGGCAAAGGCUGACAGCUCUACUUACUUUGCAGAGAUAUUGGCCUCAUUCAUAUGCCUAUCCAGAAAAAUGGUUCCUAUCUCCUAAGACACUGUACCAGUUCACCACACCAAGACUUCAUGUGUGGUUGCAAGUGCCACUAAUUGCUUCCACAGUGGGAGCACACGCAAGGGGCCCAGAGCUAGUCUGGGGAAAGAGCACCCUUAGAGUAUCAACCACCCAAAGCAGAAGUUGCAGUACUGGUACCAUGCUGAAAGUAGGAACCACUCUCUGGGACUGGAGGCGAUGCUUCUAGUAACCCAGCGGAAAGCCUUGCCUAGACCUGUGAUCUAGUGAUGAGUAGAUCUGAAUUUGGAAAGAAAUAGAACUUGAGUUAAAAUUGCAACAUUACUAACAGAAUGACUGAUGACUCUACUGUAAGUAGCUUUUUUUGUAGGGCACGUCAGCUGUGGCCAUUUUACUCAGGAUUGCUGUAUUACUGUUAAAUGUGUAAUCUGGUGAAAUGUGUCCAAAAAGUUAUUUCUAUAAGGUUCAUUCUGGCAUUCUUUUAGAAGUCUGUUUGACCAUAGAAAUGAUUUUGAGGUGGAAAAUGGAUUUCUGAAAGUUUGUCAGUCAAAUUAUUUCAAGAUGCCAUUGGUCCUAAAAUAAUUUCAUUUUCUUCAAGUACAAAUUUUUCCUAUUAAAUACUUAAUAUACAAUAUCAGAUAAUCACUUCUGUACAAAUUCCAGCUACUACUACUGUUUUUCUGCAAGUCUUGAAGUUCACUCUGAUGGAAAUUUCUAAAAUUUCCGAGCUCAAACUACACUUACAAAAGCUUGAGGCCUUUUUUUUUUUAAUAUAUAUAUACUUUAUUCAUAUCUUGUCUGCUUUUGAUAUUUUCCCAGUUUUGUGAACUGAGGAUUUAGAACCUUACUCAAAGCACUUUUUACAACCAAGGAAUCAAAAGCUCAGAUUAUGUACCUUGAAACUAUAAAUUCAGUUCUCAGAGAUCGUUAUUUCCAAAAGGCCGUCUUAGUCUCCGUUAUGCCAGGCAGGCGCUCUGUCGGUCUCACUGCUGUGGAGUUUUGUGGCUGCCAACAGCAGCUUAAUUGGAUCCAGCAAAAUGAAAUCCAUAGGGAUGUGAAAGGGAAAGAUUCCUGGCUUUUCUACCCAAAGAUGGUACUUUAGAUUGAUAUUGGGUAUUGAUACUAUUUUUUGUUUUGGCAUGUGUUUAAAUAAAAUUUUAGCCAAUUCACUCUUUUUUUUAAUCUGAAAACUAGUGGUUAGAGCUUGAGCUAGUUGAUGCUUUCUGCUAGUAGAUGAUUUGUACUUUACAGUAGUUGAGGUAUGAAACAGUUGUGUACAGGAUCUUAAAUUUUACCUAACUGGCAGAGUUUCAAGAAUCCUAAUCUCUGUAACACUAAAAAAAAAAAAAAUGUCCCUAAGUAGGUAAAGGUGCAUAUGGAGGGGAAGAAGCUUGUAAGGAAAAUACUGAAGCAUCAGUUUUACAGAAACAAGGGUGCUGAAGGAGAAACUCAAUCCACUUUCCAUCUUAUGUGCCCUGGCCUUUUCAGAUUUUGUCUGAGGUACCCCCUCGCCUAACACGGGUAGUUAACAUAGGGUCCUUUUAAAACAAAGCAGUUCCACUGUUUAAAACUUGGAGUGAUUUUUAUUUUUUUUUUUAAGCAAGACAGUCCUCAGAAAGUGCCUUUUUAGAAGAUGGUGCUGUAGAUUUUUAUUUUCCACUUGUAUGUGGCUGAAAAAUUAAGAUAAAUAAUUGAAAAUGCCAAGUGUUUGAUGGUAUCUUUCAGGUACUUUCAAGCAUCAAUUUCUCUGAGUCAGGACCAAGAUUAACCAGGAAAGUGUUUUCAUCGGAGGGAGAGGCAUUGAGGAACGAUCACCAAAUUCAGCUGGUAGUAGGUUUGGGUUUAGUUGAUGCAAUUUACCUCUUCAUAUUGAGAGAGAGUGUGGUUGGGAGGAGGGUAUAGGAAAAGUAACUGCACAGGACUCUUCGGACAACUGAAGAAUGCUGAAAUGGAAUCCGUGGUUAUUGAGGGAUGUUGUCUCUUAGAGAUAUAGCAAGCUCCCAAAGAUGAAGUAGACAAAUUGAGAACUAUUUGAAGACUUAGGAGAUGGUCAGUCCUACUGUGAGCAGAUGUCGCAUGGCCUGUAUUUUUAAAGGAGUAAUGUGCCUGUGUUGAUGGGGCUUCUGAUUCCUAACUGGGAGUUGUGAUGCUCUGAACAGUAACUGCUUGGUGGGGUGAGAGAUGUUGCCCUGUUUGGAUAGUUAAAGGUGGUGUGGGUCCAUAGCGAGUUUGGUGAGCAUUCCUCCAGUCAAGAAAAGCUGUAGACUAGACUAUUAAACACUGCACCUCAGUAACCUUGUAAUGCUGCUUAAAGUAAUAAUAAUAGCAAAGUUCAGCUUUGAUUACACUGUAACGUGCUUGCACAUGCCUGCAAAAAAUACACGCUUUCAUUUUUGUAAUGAUCUUAAUAGCAGUUAUCAGACUCUUUCUUUCAAGAUAAACCUUGUCUUUUAUUGUGUUUUUUCUGUGUAUUUAUUAAUCUGUGUGCAGCUCAUAGGCCCAUGUCUGAUCUGUAUGUUGCUUUUAAUACUUUUUAGACGAGAAGUUUUUGAAUGUCUUGUUUCUUCUCUGAAGUCAGCUAAACUAAUUUUGGAGAGGAAACUGAAUAAAACAACUUGAUAGUCAGUCUAAUUUAAUUGGUACUUUGUUUCUUUAAGCCUAGAAUCAAGAUGAAUUUGUGUUCAUUUUAUUACUGUUCAUGCAGUACUGGGCAUUUAAGACAUGUAAUAACUUGAUGUCAGUCAGGAUAUUUUGGGAUGGCAGGCAUUUAAGCAUAAAACUCCCAUUUCAAUUGCAAAUGGUAUUGUUGCAGGAAUGUGUUCAUGUCCGUUAUUUUUUUUCUCAGAGCAAGCAGAGCUUUUCAACAUUUAUUGAUUUGGACAUGAUCAAUGAAAUAUCUAGUCUAGAAUUCCAAAGUGUUUGACAGUGACCCUUGCACUUGAUGGCCUCUUAAAGGGACGCUGUUAGAUUAGUUCACAAUGUAGCACUCCUGCUUAUGUUACCAACAGAAAUUACAAAACAAAAAUCUUUUUGCUGUAUAGAAUUUUCCAUUUUAAGUUAGAGAAAUGAACUGAACUUGCAAUUUGUCACUAACUUGCUUGUUUUAGUACAGUGCCCAAUGCCACUUCAUUGCUAUUUAAGCUUACAAUGACUUUAUUUUGUAUUCUCACUUUCUUAGUGUUAUUAGGCUAGGAUUGAGAAAGGUGGGAUUUUUUUUUCGAUCUGAAUUCUGAGCCAAAACUCUGUCCUCUAUCCCUCUUAGUAGCUGUAGAGUUAUCUUCCGGACUGAAAAGGGCCAAAAAUCUUGUUCUAUCUGCUUGGUUUUCAGAAAUACUCUCCAUCUCUUCCCUUGCAUGUGAACCUUUUUAUUCCCCUCCUCCCGUCUGCAUUUAGCAAAUAGUGAAGCUACUGAGUGUUGAGAUUUACAAGUAAGUGCUUGCCUCUUCUUUCCAUACAUUGCAAAUGUGGUCAAAAAGAAAUGAAAUGGACUUGCAUCUGAUGAUGCUAGUUUUUUGGGCACAAAUCUCUUAGGCAGUCUUGUCUUGGUGAAGACUAAUGUAGCGCAUAUGGGUUUAAUUACAGUAGGAAUUAUCUGUGUAUUUGUGUUGCAUUCAUUGGAUGGUGCGUGAUGUUUUAAAAUAUCCAAUUCAAAUACAAGCUUAUCAGUCACCGAAGAUGCAAACACCCUCAUAUAUUUCUUCUUAAAAAAGAAAUCUAGUGUAUAUGGCUAGUUCAUCCUUCUUCUUGGCAAAGGUUUGAGACUGAUGAUUUUCUGUAAUUUGUACUAUUUACAGCAAAUUGUGCUGGGGUUAAUCCUAAAGCUGAACUGACUCGGCUAUAUGUUAACAGUCUGUCGCUGCCCUGAUGUUUUACAAAGAGAAGAAAUGGUAGUGCUGGCCUAUCAAACCAAUAGUAGAAAACGCUCUUUAAAAAAGGCAAGGAAGAAACAGAUCUUCGUAUUGAAAAAAGUUAAGUAUUCUUAAAAAAGAAAAAAAAAACUUAUGCUGCUAGAGCCUUGUGAACCUAUACCUUUGCAUCUGUAGUUUACCCAAAAGGCCCAACAUGUGGCUACUUCAAAAACUAAUAUAGGAGGAGGAAAACUUAAAAAAAAAUAAAAAAUAAAAAAUAAAAAUAAAAAAAAACAUGAGUGCCUGUUCGCCUCCAUAAAAGGAACACGCUGAGAAGCAGGUAUCAGUGCCUGUAACAGUUGUAUAGUUAAAAAAAAAAAAAAAAAAAAAUCUGUUUUGUAUCUAAACCUUGAAGCUACCUUAUUUGGUUCAAAGCAGAUACAAAUUCUGGUAGAUGGGUGCUAUUUGAAACAGUGGAGCCAAGGGGUUUUGUGAGCAAUAUCCAACCCCUCUGUAAAAUAUAGAUGCUCUGAUUUCUGGUUGCAAUCUUAAGACAGUUCACACUGACAUGUGCCUGGCUAACAAGAAAAACAGCAGGCAGUUGUAGAGUUAACUUGCUAUAGCACUACAGUUGCUUUGCUCUUCCUCAGCUCUUACCUACCUCCCUGUUUCCCUUACACAGGAUCACUCUCUCCGCUGUCUACAGAGAAUUAGUCAUGUUGAGAACAUUUUAGCUGCGUGGAAAGUGAAUCAGCUUUGUCUGGAUGUGAGAGGUAGUGGUAGUGCAAGGAUAUGAUGAAAGUAACUGCCAGUAGAAAUAGAAAGGAUUCAGUAAAAGUUAGGUGGAUGUCAGUUAAGCUGUGUUCAGCCUGAGCCCUUCAGGGAGAUUGGGAACCUCAGAUGUUAACUUAGGUGUCCUGGGAAUGUUUGUGUCAAACUUGAACUCAUUGAGAGCAAGCAUGUGCCUUUUUCUGAUCAAGAACAGAAGCUGGAGAAAACUUGCAUUUGCAUUGAUACUAUGGUUAAUAUUUUUAUGAACUAUUCUUAAAGCUUGAAAUCCUUGAUCAGAGUUGUGUUGUUUUUGCCUCGAGUUACUUAAAAGUGAGCCCUGAAUUAUCUGUGAAUUAGAACUACCCUGAAAGGAGAAACUUUUAAAUAGGUGGUUUCUCUAGAGUAAUGUUGUCAUAUAAACAAACUUACUGGUAGAUUUGCAUUUUUUUAAAUAAAAUUUAACCUUGAUGUAUGUUUCUCAUUAUCUAUUGAAAAUAAUCAGUUCUGCCUUUAUUUCAGUGUUGUCUGUCAAGUGCUGUCUUCAUUUUUUGCUGUGCUUCUGCAGCCUUUCAUACACUUCAUCGAUUCUUGCCCCCAACCCACAGUGGUGACUCUAAGGACAUUAAGAAUGUUGCCUGAUGAAUGUAGGGGAGCAGUGCAGAGAUCUGAUUAAGUGGGAACAUUGUUGUGAGGAUUAAACAUCAGAGAUUUCUGCAAGAACUAGUUUGCCAGCAGAUGAGGGUAUUGAUGUCUGUGUAACAAAUUUUAUGGUGUCUUAGGUAUGGAAAGUUUUAGCAAAGUGGUAUGAGGGGGUGGGGGAAAAACCACCUCUCCUUUUAUAUCAAGAUAGUAGGGGGAAGGCUUUUGUACAGUGUGUACUGCGCAAAAAUAGUUGCCUGUAUCAUUAGAUGAUAGUUUAGUCUUAAAGCUGCUAAAAAAAAAAAAAAAAAAAAAAAAAAAGUGGACUUUCAGAGCGUAAUGGAGAAGCUUUUCAAGUGGGUUAUAUUUUAUACAGUUUUGAGGUACUGGUGAGUUGUCCAGCCAGGAGCUCUAGUAUGAAUGCUGGCUAUGAAAUGGGUUCCCUCUCUGACCUUGCUAAGUGAUUCUGCCUCAGUUUUUUACCCCAUCUAGAAAAUGUAUACAAUGAUUCACAUUGCCUUAUGAGAGCUAGCUAUUAGGUGUUCUGAGGAUGAAUCAUGUUGUAGAAGUGCUAAAUUCUUAUUACAAACCUGUGCACCUUCUUGCAAGUUUGCGUCUUCGCUUAUCGAUACAGUACUGUUUGAAAUCUGUCCGUCUUUGAAAUGGCCAGCGUUCUUUUCGCACGUCGUCACAACGGAGCUGUGCCUGAGGAAGGCCAUUGGGAUUGGUCCCGUAAUGUUUACCUGUUGCUUUCUUUUAAGGUAAUCCUUUUGUUUCCAUUUGGUGAGAAACACAAAGUUUAUUUAAAUAGAAGUUGUAAAAACCUUCAUUGAGGAUUGAAUUGGUCCUUCAAAGAUGUUUGGCAGUUGGAAAUUUAAUAUAUACUGUAAUAUUAUCUAGCAACACAGAAAAAUGACUAUUGAAUAUAGGGUCAUGCUAGUCUAUAAAUCAUAGAUUCACAAACUAAUUUAAACACAGAUAUGCAAAAGUUAGCUAUUAAAAGUUUCUCACUAAUAAACUUUCAUUAUGCUUACACUUGCAAGUCUCUUAAAUUCAUUCAAAAACAGUUUCUUUGAUAUAAAAUCCAUGUCUUGCGAGUUAGUGUUCUCAGACACGUUAGCAAAACAGUACCUGUUGGAGCAAUACUAGAUUUAAAGAACCUUUAAGUUUUUAAACCUGGUAGUGUGCCAGCAGAGUAAAAACUUGAGCAGCACUGUUGAGAAAAAAAUGAAUGUUGAAAAAAUUUAGUAAGUGUGAAGAUGACUGCUAGAGAUGACAAGAUUUGUAUUCUGACUUCUGGCAAAUUUUCAGUGAAGAAUGGCUUCUUUAGGCUGUUCUUUUCUGUACAUCACUUUCUUCCUGUGGCUGUAGUUUUCAAAUUUCUUUGGACUUGAUUUCUGUUCUUCAGAAGAAUGUUCUCAUUUCUGCAGUAAAGCUUUACAGCAUCAAAUCUAGCCUUGAGACAACUUAGUGUUGUUUUCCUUUAGAAAAAUCCUGUUUCUAGAAAGUUGCAUUUUUUGUCUGUUUUGCAGACAGUAAUUCUGAAAAGCUAGCUUCAGUGCAGCAACAGUUAGCAGAAUCCGUUUUUAUCCAAGAUACUGCUCUUACAGGCUUGUCAUCCAGCCCCUACUGCCACGAUUAGUGACAUUGGUAUACAGAUCACUUGAGUAGCAGCUCAUUUGUCUCACAGGUUAGGUGAUGAACUUUGGGCUCACAGGGUACAGAUUCUUUUGCCUGUUAUAAUCUUGUUUCUUCCCAUGCUGUAAGCAGUUAAAUAAACUUCCCCAGGUAGCCUAUUGGUGGAAAAACAGCAUUGCUGCUUAUUAUGGGGAAAAGAACUCAACUCUUCAAAUGGCCUGGAGACAUUUGAUUGGAGAUAAGAACAUUGUCUAUCAACAGGUAUUACUUUAAGCUUUCACUGUAAUUGGUAGCAUUCAGUAACGAGCCAGUGUGGGUAUUAAAAUAUUUUCAGCAGAAGGUGGCUCAGGUGGCAUAUAGUGUGUGCCAUAAGCAUUGCUAGUGAUCAAUAUAUAUUUGUUUAGGAGACUGCUGGAAGCAAUGUUGUGCGUAUAGAUUUUACAUAUUUAAUACCAUAUGUUUAAAAUAAUAAUUGUACUGUUUGGGAUUCCUUUUUGGAAUAAAAUUUUAAUAAACCAGUCAAGUGGAUUGAAAUUCCCUUCUAUGUGUACGUCUUGCCCUUGCUCUUUCUCAUAUGCUGGUAACUGCUCCCUCCUUGUUUUGGUGUUGCCACUGCUUAAGAAGGAAGUAAUGUGUUCCAACCAUGAAGAUAACUUGGGGGGGUUUCAAAGUAAAAGGGAAUUGUUUCAAGAAUAAAGUAGAGCUGUGACUUGAGACAUUGCUCAAAUAGAUUGUAGACGAAUGGCAAACAAACUGGUAAAAGCCUUUAUUUUUACUUAACCAUCUUGACCAUGUGUGCCUAUUUGUAUUGCGGAUGUGGGCUGCAACCAUUUGGGAUAUGAGGGAAAUCAUGUGUCAGUGUGUUUUAAGAUGUAAUUGCUAAGCAGAAGCGAUGUCCUCUGCACAUUCUCCCUUUCCAGACAAAUUGUUCUUGCCAAAAUUUUCUACCUGUUGCAAUAGUUGCUUUCUUUCCAGCACAGUAAAAUGUCAACUUAUUUCAGUGUCUCUUCCCUCCGGCAGUCAACUAUAAUCUCUGUGCAACUGUGUAUAGUACACAUUAACAGCCAUCAGAUCUCUGUUGGCUUUAGUUACCACCAAGUUGGGUAUAUUGUAAACCAACCAUAUUAAUUUGAAAAAUAAAUUUGUUUUGAAUGCA